CUCAGUGGAGGCUACAUCAGAACAUCUGUCUGGAGAGUCCAAUAACUGCACAAUAACACUGUUUGGUACAGUGACUACCAUGGUGUCUUCUACUGUCCCACCAGGUACUUCAGCUGCACCUUCAUUACUUUCAUCUGGUAGGAGGAAACAAUUUUUAUCCUCAUUAUGUUGCAUUUUGACAUUUUACCGUUUGUCAUUUACGUAUCUUGUAUUGCAAGUGGCAUUAUGACCUCUGUCUCACUAGCUCAUACUACCAAUG
Geodia barretti is the source of this 259-nucleotide messenger RNA. The record is from the annotation of a GenBank genome assembly. Lineage: Eukaryota; Metazoa; Porifera; Demospongiae; Tetractinellida; Geodiidae.